AUGCACUACUUGACGCAUGCCGAUGGAUACGAUGCGACAGCGUUAGUCUUUGGGAUCAGCAAGACGAUGGCGAGAACGUACACGUUGCAAGUUUGCCAGGUUCUAUGCCAGUGCUACUUAGCCGAUGCUGUUGCCAUGCCCACAUCUCAAGCUGCGUGGAAGACAAUUCGUGGUGGGUUUGAAGACGUCGCUGGCGUGCCAAACGCCUACGGCGCUAUCGAUGGAACCUUGAUACCAAUCAAACGGUUUACGGACUAUGAUGGGUGGUAUUGUCGCAAGGGUUUCCCUGCCUUCAACAUGCAGGCCGUGGUCGACGACAAGAUGCGGUUUAUGUCGUACUCGAUUCGUUCUGGGAGUCAAAACGACAAAGAUUUGUUCCGCGAGUCACAGUUCGGCAAAUCCUGCCAUCAAAACGUUCCCCGGGGUGGUUGUUUUGUGGCCGACGGCGGGUACAAGUUAUACAGCCAUAUCCUGACGCCGUUUGCACUUCGAUUUGGCAUGAAUGCUGACGAAGCUCACUACAAUCUCCUACACAGCCGAACGCGAAUGGCGGUGGAGUGUGCAUUUGGGCUGUGGAAAAAUACUUUUCGUAUUUUUCAAGUCAAUUUGUUGCAUGGGUCGCCUGCCGAAAUGGUGUUGCUCAUCAAAUCAACGCUGUCUACGAAAGCGAAAGAAAUCUAG
This is a messenger RNA of Aphanomyces astaci, 681 nucleotides long. RefSeq lists its product as hypothetical. The transcript is spliced from 2 exons. The record is from RefSeq and is a predicted model, not a curated record. Bases 1 to 681 code for a protein of 226 amino acids. Lineage: Eukaryota; Oomycota; Saprolegniomycetes; Saprolegniales; Verrucalvaceae.